GGCGCUGGGCAGGAAGGGGAGGGGGAGCGCGAGCGCGAGAAAUGCAGAGGCUGCAGCGGCGGCGGCGGCAGCAGUAGCGGCAGCGGCGACGGCGGCGGCGGCAGCGCUCCAACUCGCUCCUCGCUCCGGGCUCCGCCGUCGAGCCGGGGAGAGAGCCACCGCCAGCGGCCAGGCACCCGGCCGGACGACGCCAGCGACCCGGGCCCCUCCGCGGCACCGCGCUCACCCAGGGGCGGCACAGGCACCCAGAUCCGAACUCCAAGAUGGGAGGCAAGCUGAGCAAGAAGAAGAAGGGGUACAAUGUGAAUGAUGAGAAGGCCAAGGACAAAGACAAGAAGGCAGAAGGAGCCGGGACGGAAGAGGAGGGAACCCCGAAGGAGAAUGAGACCCAGGCGUCUGCGGAGACCGCAGAGGUGAAGGACGGCAAGGAGGAGAAGCCAGAGAAGGAUGCCCAGGACGCUGCCAACAAGCCCGAAGACAAGGAAGGCGAGAAAGACACAGAGGCGGCCAAGGAAGACGCCCCGAAGGCAGAGCCCGAGCAGAUGGAGGGAGCCGAGGGGAAGCCCGAGCCCCCGAAGGAUGUUGCGCAGGAGCCGGCGGCCGCCGCGGGCCCCGCUGCAGGCGGCGACGCCCCCAGAGCUUCGGAGCCCGAGGCGGCGGAGCCCGCGGCCCCCAGCAAGGAUGACAAGAGCAAGGAGGGUGGGGAACCCACAAAGACUGAGGCUUCCGCAGCGCCUGCCGCGCAGGAGACGAAAAGUGACGGGGCCCCAGCUUCAGACUCAAAACCCAGCAGCACUGAGGCUGCCCCAUCCUCCAAGGAGACCCCGGCAGCCACGGAAGCACCCAGUUCCACGCCCAAGGCCCAGGCCCCCGCAGCCCCCGCAGACGAGGUCAAACCCGCCGAGACCCCGGCAGCUAAUUCUGAUCAAACCGUAGCAGUGAAAGAGUAACAAGGACAGCCUAUGGAAAAAAAAGAAUACCGCUUAACGACGACCUGUCUCUCUGUCUCUCUCUGUCUCUCUCUCUCUCUCUCUCUGUCUCUCUGUCUCUCUCUCUCCUAUACUAACUUGUUUCAGAUUGGAAGUAAUGAUACGUAUUGCCCAAGAAUAAGGAUGUGUUCCCAUCAAGGGAGGGGGGGGGGAGAAUCCAAAUAGUAUUUUUGUGGGGAAAUAUCUAAUAUACCUUCGGUCAACUCUACCAAUCAGUCCUGGAUUUGAAAGAUCAAUGUCUGAAAGUACAGUACAUCUUUUGUACCUGAACUGCUGUUACAUGCACUCCGCCACUAAGAUCUGAGCAUCUUGUCUUCUGCAAGGGGAGUUGGGAGUGAUGCGUUCGAUUCUGCCCGCAGGGCCUGUGCCGAGGCAAUCAGAUCUUUAUGAAAGCAGUAUUUUCUGUGUGUUCUUUUUCAUUUACAGCCUUUCUUAUUUUGAUAUUUUUUUAAUGUUGUGGAUGAAUGCCAACUUUCAGACAGCCCACGUAGCCUGUCCACAUGUAUCUCAAUGCCAAUUCUCCAUUCUUCCUUCCCAGGUCUUUUUGGGAGUAACAAACAUUCUCUCAUCCUACUUAGCCUCCCUAGAUUUCUCAUGACGAGUUAAUGCAUGUCCGUGGUUGGGUGCACCUGUAGUUCUGUUUAUUGGUCAGUGGAAAUGAAAAAAAAAAAAAAAAAGUCUGCGUUCAUUGCAGUUCCAGUUUUCUCUUCCAUUCUGUGUCACAGACACCAACACACCACUCAUUGGAAAAUGGAAAAAAAUAAAAAUAAAAAAAACAAAAAAAAUGUACAAUGGAUGCAUUGAAAUUAUAUGUAAUUGUAUAAAUGGUGCAACAGUAAUAAAGUUAAACAAUUAAACUGAA
Messenger RNA from Aethalodelphis obliquidens (Pacific white-sided dolphin), 1851 nucleotides. RefSeq names its product brain abundant membrane attached signal protein 1 (gene BASP1). Bases 264 to 950 code for a protein of 228 amino acids. The transcript has 2 exons. Lineage: Eukaryota; Metazoa; Chordata; Mammalia; Artiodactyla; Delphinidae. The record is from RefSeq and is a predicted model, not a curated record. Gene Ontology annotation, cellular component: nucleus; cytoplasm. Gene Ontology annotation, biological process: negative regulation of DNA-templated transcription. Gene Ontology annotation, molecular function: transcription cis-regulatory region binding; transcription corepressor activity.